AUGGUAGCAACCCUCAUCACAAGCAUUCUUUCUGUCAUAGAUGAUGUAGAGUACAGACUUAAAGUGAGUACCUUUCGGAUUUCUGACCAUGAGACUUUAAUAUUUAAGUUAAGGAAUCUCAAAUUGUUUGUUCUUUCUGCCAAAAGUUUGGGCAAUGAUACAAAUCUGAAAUCUUUCUUGGAGAAGAUUAAAGAUACUGUUCUCAGAAAUGCAAAGCUUAUUCAAUGGCGUAGUUUUCGGGUUUUUUCCCUCACUUACGACAUUGAUGCUUUGGAGGAUGAGAUAGAUAAAUGGUAUGCCACUCUUUUAGACAUCAAUCCGCCAUCAAAUUCUCUCACGACGGAUGAUGUCUUGGAAAUCAUUAGCUCCUUCCUGAAGAAUGUUGACCCCUUUAUCCAGAAUUUUAAACAUGAAUUGAAAGAAGCAAUGGAAGUGUUGGUAGAGCAUAUGACAUUCUUGAGUUCUCUCAUCCUCUUUGCCACACACAGAAAUUCUGAACUACGAGAAGAUUUGAGUUUGUGGGCUCAUGCUGCAACUGCUGCUGUUAGUGCAGCAUAUCUACUUACACCUGGAGCUUACAAGUUUCAUGGAGGCAAAUAUAAAGAAGAAUCUGGGAUUAAGAUUUCAACAGUGGUGCAAAAGAUCAAGCCUAUUGAUCCUCAAGUCAUUUCGGCCUAUACUAAAGCCUUGAGCAGUUCAAAGUCGGCGACGUGCUUACAUGCUCCCACUAAUCAAGGCGUAGAUGAUGAAGCUCUUCUUGCAACUCAAAAUCUCCUUCACUCUCUCAUAUGUGUUCUAUGGGAUGAGCUACGAGUAAAUACUCGUGUCGUGGUUCAUGUGAAGGAUCAAGGGCAAGAGCUGUAUGAAGGACUCAGAUAUUUGAGAAAAACUCUUCUCAGGCAGCAGAAGCUGCCAAAUCAUUUCAAUAUGAAAGUCAGGGAAGACAGUUUUGAUGUGGUAUGUGAUGCCGGAAUCUUGUAUUGUUCAUUGUACCAGACAGAUAUGGAAACAGACACUGGACUUCAGGAUGUAUUAGCAGCAAUCAAAUACAUUCAGGCAGAACUUGAGGAGGAAGAAUCACUGGUAACAGCAUUCAACUUUUGUAGUACUACUCAACUGGAAUUUGUUGAUAUUCUAUUAGGCCAAUUGACAGAGCAGAUUAGCUGUGAAUCUGAAACAACACCCAAAAUUCGUACUCAAAUCAUACGAGACGAACUUGUCUCCUUCAGAUAUUUUUUAGGGGACAUUGUGGAGUUGCGCCAUGAACGGGAAGAGCUCCAAAUUCUUUGGGAUCGUAUUUUGGAGGUGGCAUAUGGUGUUGAGUAUCUCAUUGACUACCUUGUGGUUGAUGAUCCUCCAUAUUCCUUCUCAACAGCAUUUGAUCUCAUCAUGAAAGAUAUCAACAAGAUUAAACCACAAAUCAAAGCCAAGGAUCAAGAAGCCCAAGUGAACCAAAUAAAUAAGACACAGAUUUCUGUAUCAUCAAAAAGAAGUACUCCCUUAAAGACAAAGGACAUUGUAGGCUUCCACGAUGAGACACAAAAGAUACUGCGCAGACUCACUAGAGGAUCAAAGGAAUUGAGGAUCGUGGCCAUUGUAGGCAUGCCAGGACUAGGUAAGACCACUUUGGCGGAAAGAGUUUACAAUGAUCCUUCCGUUUCAUAUCAUUUCUCUGCCCGUGCAUGGAUUACUGUUUCCCAAACAAUGGACAGAACGAAAGUUCUACUUAACCUAUUAGCUCAGGUUGCUCCCGACAGAAAUUCCGAGAUUACUUCCAAGAUGACUGCGGAUGAUGUAGCACAAGAGUUGUGGCGCAGUCUGAAAAAAAGGCCGUAUCUCAUUGUUUUGGAUGAUAUAUGGGAUGAUGAGGCAUGGGAAAGCUUCCAAAACACGUUCCCAAAUGACUUUGUUGGAAGUAGAAUUAUGUUGACAAGUCGCCGUCACAACAUUGCUCGGCGUGGGCUGCCUGACGAAGAACCUCAUGAACUGAGACCACUCAAUCAAGAAGAGAGCCUAGAUUUACUACAGAGAGAGUUAUUCUGUGGAAAUGGUUGGCCCAGUGGAUUAGUUGGUCUUGACCUGAAAAUUGCUGAAAUUUGCAAUGGAUUGCCUCUGACAAUUGUCGUUGUAGCAGGCUUUCUGAAAUCCACGAGUCCAGAGGAACAAAGAUCCAUUGGGGGAACAAAAGCCUGUCGCAUUCAUGACCUGGUUCAUGAGUUUUGCUUCCAAAAGUCCAAAGAGGAACAUUUUCUCCAUUUCCUAGAAGGAGAUGAUGAGCUUCCAACAUUCAGGGAGCCAUGCAGGCAAUGGCGGUUAUGCAUUCGCUCCAGGCAUCGACAUUUGAGAAAGUCGAAGAUAUUUUGUCCUCGUGCUCGUUCUCUGCUUUUCAACUUUGACAGGUAUGGAGUAAAGGGUGAUAUCUCGUUCAUGAUGCACAUUUGUAAGCUUCUGAAAGUGUUGGAUUUGGAGCAGACAAGAUUAGACGGGGGGGUUCCAAGUGAAAUAGGAUUGCUUGUUCGGUUGACCUUCAUUGCAAUUAACUGCCCGGUUGACAGCAUCCCGCCAUCGGUAAGUAAUCUGUAUAAUUUGGAAACUUUCAUUCUCAAGAGUGUGAUGUCCAAUCAAAGAUUGCCAUACAGUUUAUGGAAUUUGAGGAAACUAAAGUAUCUUCACAUACAUGGUACAAAUUAUAACUGUUAUGCUAUUCUCCCCAUGGAAAAUCUCGACGAGUCAUGCCAAUUUUAUGAGUUGGAAAGGCUCUCAGGUUUGGCUGUUCCUGACCUGAGCAGCAUGGUAAAGCUAAUGAAAAAGUUUCCAAACAUCCGCCAGUUGAAGUUUGAACUCAUGAGCUUUGGUGAUGGUAUAGUAAAUGUUGUCAAUGUGGUAGUUCCUGAAUUCUUGCAACAGUUGGAAUCGCUUCACAUAUCACAAGGUUUCAGAGUGCCUCAGGGCACCCUGAUCGAGUUCAAUCUACCCGAAAACUUGAAGAAACUGACGUUGAGGCGGUUUGAUGUGUCUGGAAGGAGCCUUUCAACAAUUGGUGAAUUGCCAAGCCUUGAAGUCCUGAAACUACAGGAAGUCGUGUUCGAAGGACGAAGGUGGAGUAUGGAAGAGGAGGAAUUCAGCAAACUGAAAUUCCUGAAGCUGUCGUCCUGGAAUCUUCGCUGGUGGAGUGGUUCUGAUGAUCAGUUUGGCUCUCUUGAGAAUUUGGUGUUGUCUGAUUGUCCGCACCUGGAAGAGAUACCUGAUUGUUUCGAAAACAGUUCGACGCUUCAAAUGAUCAAGGUUAGGGGUUGCAUUGAGGCUGUAAAAGAGUCGGUGACAAAAAUUUGGGAAGCACAGAAGGAUUGGGGAAAUUCAGAUCCGAAGAUCAUCGUUAAUCAGUAA
Molecule: messenger RNA, 3387 nt
Organism: Oldenlandia corymbosa var. corymbosa
Lineage: Eukaryota; Viridiplantae; Streptophyta; Magnoliopsida; Gentianales; Rubiaceae
Source: the annotation of a GenBank genome assembly